This is a messenger RNA of Lasiosphaeria miniovina, 463 nucleotides long. RefSeq lists its product as uncharacterized. Bases 104 to 358 code for a protein of 84 amino acids. The transcript has a single exon. The record is from RefSeq and is a predicted model, not a curated record. NCBI's taxonomy places the organism in Eukaryota, Fungi, Ascomycota, Sordariomycetes, Sordariales, Lasiosphaeriaceae.
AGAUAGUGGAGAACUCGGGAUCCCGUCUGCUCUCCCAUAGAUAAGCCACUAAUCGCUAGACUAGUAGUUGGGUGGGUGACCACCAGCGAAUCCCUAGUGUUGUAUGUUUUUUGGGCACUUUUUUUCCGCGGGUGCCCUUGCCAGUAUUCUUUUAGGCUCAAUCGUGUCGUUGCGCCAGUGGCAUUCCAGUGGUGGCCGUGGCGGCGGCACAUCUUUUUCAUCGCUUGGCGUCAUUGCUGCUGCAGCCGUCGCUGCGCCGCCGAUGGCACCAAACAGGCUCACCCCCGUCGGGAUCAGCGAACUCCUACUAGUCAACGUCAUCAUCACCGUCAGGCUUCUUAGAGACGAUGAACCCUAGCUUGAAUAAGAUGGUAGCCCGAUCUGUUUCUCACCAAGUCCAAGUCGGCAGGCCCGCAUUUGAAAAAUAGUACUACCCAACACCAUGGCGACUACCUUCCUCAUU